Engraulis encrasicolus (European anchovy) is the source of this 2652-nucleotide messenger RNA. RefSeq names its product Nedd4 family interacting protein 2 (gene ndfip2). Gene Ontology annotation, cellular component: Golgi apparatus; perinuclear region of cytoplasm; endoplasmic reticulum. The coding region runs from base 246 to 962 and encodes 238 amino acids. Gene Ontology annotation, biological process: ubiquitin-dependent protein catabolic process; positive regulation of protein ubiquitination; metal ion transport. NCBI's taxonomy places the organism in Eukaryota, Metazoa, Chordata, Actinopteri, Clupeiformes, Engraulidae. Gene Ontology annotation, molecular function: WW domain binding. The record is from RefSeq and is a predicted model, not a curated record. The transcript has 8 exons.
CCACUCGUUUUUCGCGUUUUCCUCCUCCUACCAACGGCCUUGCAGUGUAUGAAAUCUCUUGACUGUAUUUACAUUAGCGUAAAUAUGGGAAUCCCGGCCUAUCUACGUACUCAACACAACAUUUAAGAAAUAACUCCUGAGUCCUGACUCGUGACAACUAAACUGGAGUGAUAUCUCAGAUUGACUGGACGUAAACAAAUCUCUGUUGGUUGCUGGCUGGCGUCUGCCAGCUGUUUGAACGCAAAAUGGAGCAAGCUGCGAGCAGAUACCAAGUGUUACACAAUGAGGAUGACCCGUCGGAGGCCUCGGCCAGCAGUCCGCAGCCAUCCACCUCUGCACAGGGAGCCUGCGCCCUCACUCCAGAGGGCGCUGUGGGCCCGGCGGCCGAACUGGAGGUGCCCCCUCCCCCCUACGACAGCGUUGCCCUAGGAGCCACAGCUGCGCCAGAGAGCAGUUUUCAUGGGGACUUCCCUGUCCCGCCGCCCUACAGCGUGGCCACGUCUCUGCCGACCUACGACGAGGCGGAAAAGGCCAAAGCCGCAGCCAUGGCGGCCUCUGCGGUGGAGGUAGUGCCACGGGAUGAAGAUUUCCCACCUCGGGACGACUUCAGCGAUGCAGACCAGCUCCGAGUGGGCAAUGAUGGCAUCUUCAUGCUGGCCUUCUUCAUGGCUUUCCUCUUCAACUGGAUCGGUUUCUGCCUCUCCUUCUGCUUGACCAACACCAUCGCGGGUCGCUACGGAGCCAUCUGUGGAUUUGGCCUGUCCCUCAUCAAAUGGAUCCUCAUAGUCAGGUUCUCAGACUAUUUUACUGGAUUCUUCAAUGGGCAGUACUGGCUGUGGUGGAUCUUCCUGGUCUUGGGUAUGCUGUUGUUCUUCAGGGGGUUCGUGAAUUACCUGAAAGUUCGCAACAUGUCAGAGAACAUGGCAGCCUCCCACAGAAUGCGCUUCUUCCUCCUCUAUUAAAGAGGUUGCCACACCAAACAUUCCUCCCUAAUGUGAAAUUCCGUGAUGAUUUGCAACCUGUCAAAUGAACUGGACUGAAGCCCGAAGGGGGAAAAAUAAGACGAAGACGACGACGAAGAAGAAGAGGAGGAGAAGGAGAAGGAGAAGGAGAAGGAGGGAGGGGGGCGUCAAGAAAAAAGAAGAGGAAAGGGAAGAAAAAAAAGAAGAUUGUUCUAGUGUUGCCAAAAAAGCCCCAGCUCCUCUCAUUGAACAGUCAAAGACCCAAUGCAGUCCUUCCUCCCCCCUAAUAUAAAUGAGUACAGAUUAAACUAAGUUAAUAUUAGGUUUGUGUAAUAUCCUUCCUUGUCUUUGUAUGCUCUUAUUUAAUUAUGUGCUACACGAUUUGAACUGACACACACAGACACACGCGCGCGCGGACACACACACACACACACACACACACACACACACACAGGUUACCAAGUGGCUCAAGCACACACACACACACACACACACACACACACACACACACACACACACACACACACACACACACACACACACACACACACACACACACACACACACGCUACCAAGUGGCUCAAGCACACACACACACACACACACAUUACAAAUGCAACACUUCACAAUGUGGAAUGAAGCUUCGUCAAGAUCUAAUAUUAACUUGUAGAGAGAGACGAGUUCCCAUUAAGAGUGUGCAACCAGGAUGGGCUAUGCAAACAAGUUCUUCUUCAAUUACGAAGAAUAAAUGUAGUCAGUUGGAACCCCCGUCUCUUCCCUCCCCCCCUUGUCCCAACUCUCAGCCCUUUGCUUGUUAAAUUUUAAAUUCCUCUAUAAGCUUUGUUGCAUUGAAGUAUUGAAAAUGAACAUGUCUGUAAUAAUGCAAAAUCUCUGUCUUUCUUUCUUUCUUUCUUUCUUUCUUUCUUUCUUUCUUUCUUUCUUUCUUUCUUUCUUUCUUUCUUUCUUUCUUUCUUUCUUUCUUUCUUUCUUUCUUUCUUUCUCUUAUGGUUUGAUCAUUGGAGCUGAUGCCAUCUAAAAGAUGUGUUUGCACUACAUGAGAAUUUGUCUCCCUCUCCUUCUAAAGUUGUGACUGGCUAAUAGUCUUAAUAGUUUAUGAGUUAUAGAUAGCUUUGUCAAUCAUGUUUGGAAAAUUCUGGAAUUUGUACUAGUAUUAUAUAACGAUGGAGAGAUUUUGUCCUUUUUUUUGCCAUUUUUGCACCAUUAUAAUUUAAAAAUUGAUAUUUCUUUCUUUCUUUUAUGGAAUUGUCAUUGUAGUGACAUGGUAUAGAUUAUUACAAUCUGCUGAAACUGUGAUACGUUUCUCCCUGUCUUGGCUAGAUUUUAAAAUGCUUGAAAUGCUAUGAAUAUCAUUCUCUCGGUUUUACACAAAUCAGUCUACUCAGCAAUAUCCUGUUAUAUAAUGGGUAAGUGCAUGGUUAGCUCGGUUGCACUUGUUGGGAUAAUAAAGCAACGAAACAAAUCUUACAGUCUUAAAAACAGUGUUACAUGGUUAUUUCAGUAGAACAUCUGUUAAGCCAAGCCAAACUUUCCUUUUUGUUCUGUCAAGAGUGGACGGAUAUUUUGAAGCAUCUUGAGUGUCAGAGAGAUGGGAUCGUUUGUUGGCCGUGUGUUUCAUUCUCUUGUCUUGCAGAAUUGCCAAUAAAGUUCCACAGGAACCUUCUGACCCUUU